GCAGUGCACUCAUCUUAUCUUACCUUAUAAAUGUAUAAUUUUCGGUCGCUUCUUUAUUCUAUUUUUAUUGAAGGAUGGUUUAUUAAAAUUUGAGAGGAUUGUGCACUCUAAUAAAUUAUAUUAAAAUAUCCACACCCGUACAUAUAAUAAUAAUAAUAUUCUCAAGUGCCAAAUUAUUUCUAAAUGGCUAGAGACGGCAAUCUAUUUUGAAAGAAAAUUGUCAAAUCUUCUUUUUUUUAGAAUAAAUUUCUUCGACUAAAAAACAAAAAUAAUCUAAAUUGCAGUAUAGUACUAUAUAAUUUCUUUAUUUAUUUAUUGUCGGAACGAAUCAUUGCAUUCUCGUUGCCUUAUUCAGUAAUUAAGCAACCGCAUCAUCUAGCGAGCAUACACUAGAAGAAAACCACGUGGUACGUUCCGUUGGCUUGAAAAAACGGACCUGUUUUUCUUUUAUUUUGUUCUUUUUGGGGAAAGAUAUGAAGAGUUGAAAAUUGAAAAGACCAAAAUGUAUACGACAAGACGAGUUACAAUGCCGUGAUUUAAAACGGCUCACAUAUCAUUCGCUUGCUCGCUCGCUCUUUCUCUCCUCUCUCUGUCCAAAUUCGCGCCUGACCGUCAAAAAUCACUUGGUGUUCUCAGUCGUAUUUUGACAGUUCUAUCUGCUUUCUCAGUGCUUUUGAUUCUUCCAUAAAUUGGGUUCAAACUUUGCUUGUAUUUACAAUGCCGCCAUUCAUAUCGACCUCCAAGGCUGUUCGGUCCUUGAUAACGAGUAGAAAUGCUGCCAAACAUUUGAUCAGGUCGGCCAAAAACGGUCAUUCUAAAAUUGAUCAAAUACGGUGUUAUAGUAGUAGCAUUUUUGGCAUCUCUACUCCAUCGCUCAGUGAAGUAAUUAAUAGGAAGAUUGAUUUUAGUUUGGCAUUGGGAAGCUUGUAUAAUAACAUUACCGUUUCUCAAAGAAGACGAUUUCUUGGCUGCGGAGACGGAGACGAAGGUGGUGUUUUAUCCAAGGUUUAUGAAGAGAGGCGCGUUAUGGGGUAUUCACCAGAGCAGUUAUUUGAUGUGGUUGCAUCUGUGGACUUGUAUCAUGGAUUCGUGCCAUGGUGUCAGCGGUGUGAGAUACUCAAACGCUAUCCGGAUGGAUCAUUUGAUGCUGAACUGGAGAUUGGUUUUAAAUUUCUCGUUGAGAGUUAUGUUUCUCAUGUAGAAUUAAACAGACCUAAAUCAGUAAAGACAACUGUGUCAGAGAGUACCCUCUUUGAUCAUUUGAUAAACAUUUGGGAAUUCAACCCUGGACCUGCUCCAGGAACUUGUGACCUUCAUUUUUUGGUGGAUUUUAAGUUCCAGUCACCACUUUACAGACAGGUGGCUUCCAUGUUUUUCAAGGAAGUGGUAUCUAAACUGGUUGCUUCAUUCAGCGAUCGUUGUCGCUUGAUAUAUGGACCAGGAGUGCCUGUCCUUGAGAACUCAUAUGGACAAUAACACCUAAGAGCUUCAGUGCAGAAUGAAUAUCCGAGUAUAUUCUUAACUGGUAGGAUCAAAUGAACAAUCUCACGGGCCUCUCUUUUGUUUUGUUUGAAACCCAACCCAUGGAAUUAUGAUUCAAGUGUUUAAUGUCUCCCUGCUCCACUUACGGAGAAGAUUACAGCGUCUCCCUUUCCACAUCAAGCAUUCUUUACUUGAUAUGAUUACUCCGAAUAAAUAUUCUCUUUGUGAUCAUUGUAUUGUUUCUACGUGUACUCUUAAAUGAAAGCCGAGUAAUGCAGCGUAUUACCCAA
This is a messenger RNA of Manihot esculenta (cassava), 1772 nucleotides long. RefSeq names its product coenzyme Q-binding protein COQ10 homolog, mitochondrial. NCBI's taxonomy places the organism in Eukaryota, Viridiplantae, Streptophyta, Magnoliopsida, Malpighiales, Euphorbiaceae. The transcript has 5 exons. Bases 718 to 1476 code for a protein of 252 amino acids. The record is from RefSeq and is a predicted model, not a curated record. Gene Ontology annotation, biological process: ubiquinone biosynthetic process; cellular respiration. Gene Ontology annotation, molecular function: ubiquinone binding.